This is a messenger RNA of Paraphaeosphaeria sporulosa, 297 nucleotides long. RefSeq lists its product as uncharacterized. Lineage: Eukaryota; Fungi; Ascomycota; Dothideomycetes; Pleosporales; Didymosphaeriaceae. The coding region runs from base 19 to 276 and encodes 85 amino acids. Gene Ontology annotation, molecular function: protein binding. The record is from RefSeq and is a predicted model, not a curated record. The transcript has a single exon.
AAGCUAGACGUGCAGGUGAUGGAGACUCGCAAGACGAAGCUCGGAGCAGACCAUCCAGACACGCUGACCAGCAUGAACAACCUAGCUUUCACUUGGAAAUCACUCGGCUGGACUGUAAAAGCUAUAUAUCUGAUGCAGCAGUGUGUACAACGGCGUGAACAAGUGCUAGGAGCUAGUUACCCGCACUACUUGUCUUCCCUGCUAAUCCUGGAGCAAUGGGAAGAAGAGCAAGCAGACGUGGAGUUACUUAACAGAUUCAAAGACAUGCGCUUGUAAGUAUCUACGAGUAUAUAUCAU